Symbiodinium sp. CCMP2592 is the source of this 2535-nucleotide messenger RNA. The record is from the annotation of a GenBank genome assembly. NCBI's taxonomy places the organism in Eukaryota, Dinophyceae, Suessiales, Symbiodiniaceae.
AUGAGCAGGCCUCCAGCAACAUCACGCAAGGUCACGCGUGUGCUGGUGCUACUGGCGCUGUUCUUGGUGUGUCGGCGAACAGCGCAGACGGCACUGGCUUUGCUUGGAGUGGGGGCCGUGCCGUUUUGCAGGUCGGUUCCUCCGGGAGCUUGGGCACCCAACUCGCUCGUUGCAAGCAGGGCUAAGGCCGAAAGCAUUGAAGACGACAAGGCCCCCUCAGAAAAGGAUGAGGUGGAAGAGGCGACGACCGAGGCCAAAGCCAUCUUCGAUCAGGGUUCGCGAACCAAGGCAGUGGAUGAGGCUGCCUCAGCACAGACCGCUGACUCGGUCGAAGAUGCCCAGGACGAACAGCUGCAGGAGAACAAGGAGGAUUUGGCCGCAGCCCAACGAGCACGAGACAGGGCAGAAAACGCGGUUGUCAGGGCCGACAAAGCGGUGACAGAACUUGACGAUGUGGUUGCGGAGCUGCGGAGGCGGUGGCUACAAGAAUUUCAAGAUGAGGUCAAGCAGGAGCUCAAGCACGACCUACAGGAUGCCAAGCAGGAGCUCAAGGACGCCAAGCAGGACCUCAACGACGCCAAGCAGGAGCUCAACGACGCCAAGCAGGAGUACGAGCAGGCCAAAGCAAGCGCCCAGGCAGGACCAGCGCAGGUUCUACAGGCAACGCAGCGCCAGGUGAAAAAACUCCCGGGUAGCGAGAUUUCCAACUGGGAUGACCGCGUCUUGAACUCGCGCAUCAACAACAAGGCGAACAGGCCCAUCCUUGAGAGGAAUGAAACUGUGCAGGAAGUUCUGGCCCAGAUCAAGAUGACCCAGGAUGCGGAUUUCAACAAACCCAGAGUCGUUGCUCUUUGGAGCCCAAGAGGCACCGGGAAGACAUCGCUCCUUCGACACCUUGCCCAGAGGGAGGAAUACGCCGAAAGCCGCAAGUGCGGACGCCUGCUUGUCUUGGAUGCUCAAGUCGUAAGAGACUACGUAGAUCAGGAUCCUGAGAGGCUACUGCGCGCCAUCAUCGUCUGGCAUCUUCUUCAAAUCUUUCACGAGCACACUGUGAACGAUGUGACAUUUCAGGCCACGAGUUUUGCAGAUGUGAUGGAGCUUGUGAAGGGCAAGGCCAACGAUGACCGAUUCAACACCAAUCUCAGAUCGUGGUUUUAUCAGUCUGGUCGAACCGUAGGGCAAGUGCUCGAACAGUGGAGGUCCCUGACUGGAACAGCAUUGGGGGCUUCAGACACCUGUCCUUUGCUGAUCUUCAUGGAUCAAGCGGAGCUGCUAGCAAAAGAACAGCAGGCGAUACGGAGUAGCAAGGGUGGCAUAAAGUCUGCCUUCACCAAUCUAUGCAGCCACCUACCCCAGAGAAUGGGAGUCUUUUGUGCUGGCACUUUGAACUUGAUGGAAGGAGUUCCGCACACCGAGUACACCCAGCUAAUGGUUCAUCGGAUGCCCGCGCUUGCACCCUUGUCUGGAGAAGCGGCUGCCACGAUGAUGGUCCAGAGGAGCGGGAAGCAGUACGGGAACGAUGUGUUGAAGCAGGUGCAUCUUUUCUCUGGUGGAGUGCCUCGUCUUCUGGAGUUUGCUUUCCAGGCACCUGGCGAGCUGUCAACAGAAGUAGUUGCCAUGAAUGCAAUGACCAUGUGCUUCAGCGACUCCUACGCAUCUGCCGCACCCUUCUUUGACAAUUCAGGUGUUGCUCUGUCGCUGGUUCUUUGCUCGGCGGUUCGCUGGAAAGUGUGUGAGCGGGCCAAAGUACCUGGCACGGAUAUCCCCUGGUCAGAGAUCUUCCAUGCAGGAGCUGCGUUUCCAUCUGGUGACACCGUGCUGGUCCCGAGGCUGUGGUGGUGUCGGGACGUGGCGGUCUCUGAGACGCUCCAACAAAAUCUGGAAGAUGUCAACAUCUCCUUGGAAGAUCUUUUGCCAGAUGCCAUGAAGUUGCUGCAGAAGAGCGGAGGGCCAACCGCAAGAGGUGUGCCAUGGGAAAAAUGUGUGGCAAAUGCACUGGCUGCAAGGUUUCGCCUGCAUUGCAUGGAAAGAAAAUCGAAUGCCAACGAUACCUGGGUUCCGUUCUUGGAGCUCUACCCCACGCAGGAUGAGCAUUUGCGUAGGGUUUUGCAGCCUUUUGAGGUAUGCUGGUGCGACGGUGUUGAUCUUCCGACGAAAGAAGCCACGGUUUUAGACAAGGUUGGGCGAGCCAUCAAGUGCAACUCUGCCUGUGCCUCAGCUCACCACGACUUGCUGAUCCCAGUGCGCCGAAGAGACACAGGGACCGAGUACAUGGCUGCGCAGUGCCGCUACGGCAGCAUCAAGGGAGCCAACGAAUUGGACAAAACAAGCCAAGCCAAAGCCAGGAAGCCGCAGAGGGGUGAAACCGUUGAGGACAUGCCCAAUGUGCUGCUCCAAAUCUGCAGCGAGGCCAAAGCGGGCUAUCAGGAGUUUCAAAGCAGACCUUGGAAAGAUCGUCAGGACCAGCACAGAUACAGUCUCAUGAACUGCAGCGAGAUCAUUGCACAGCUGGAGUGUUUUCGCCUCUUGCGCUAA